UUCACCCGCACCGUGGGCUCUGUAACAUCCAGCAAAACAAACCUGGGAAAGUACGCGAUCGGAGCGUUUCUUCUUCUCGGAGGACAUAAAGUGUGGGAAUAAAACCUCUUUUUGUAACCUUCACCGCUGUUUCUGAAGAAGACGUGGGAAAGGCGACAACACUAUACAGCUGUGAUGGACAUAAUGAUUGCGGUGCAGGAUGCUUGUGUGUCUGGUCAGUGGCUUACUGCGAUCAUCCUGAGCCUGUGCUGCUUUCUGCCGUCCUGUUUGCCCGCUGGACAAACUGUGGACUACUCAUCGGUGGAAAGUGUGGUCAGCAGACAAGGCGACACGGCUUUGCUGAGGUGCUACCUGUUAGAUGGGAUCUCUAAAGGAGCCUGGCUGAACCGGUCCAGCAUCAUAUUCGCAGGAAGUGAUAAGUGGUCAGUGGAUCCUCGAGUGUCCAUCGUGUCCAGUCCGGGUGACAAGCACGAGUACAGCCUGCAGAUACAGAAGGUGGAUGUAGCUGACGAUGGACAGUACACAUGCUCCGUUCAGAGUGAGCGCAACCCACGGCCAAAGAUCCUCAACCUCAUCGUCAAAGUUCCUCCCAAGAUCUAUGACAUCUCGUCCGACAUCACGGUAAAUGAGGGCAGUAACGUGUCGCUCAUAUGUAUGGCCAGUGGGAAACCCGAGCCCACCAUUUCCUGGAGACACAUAACCCCAACAGCCAGGAUUUAUGAAAGUGGCGAAUAUCUUAACAUCACGGCUAUCACACGGGACCAGGCCGGGAACUACGAAUGCAGCGCUCUAAAUGACAUCGCCUCUUCAGUCACCAAACAUGUAAAAGUUACAGUCAACUUUGCCCCGUCUAUCCACGAGAUGAAGAGUAACGGGGUGAGUUUGGGGCGCACGGGAGUGCUCAGGUGUGAGGCUGCAGCUGUGCCAGUCCCCACGUUUGAGUGGUACAAGGGGGAGAAAAGGAUUAUCAAGGGCCAGGGCAUUGACAUCAGGAGUGUCAGCUCCAGAUCAGUGCUGACAGUGACUAACAUGACAGAAGAUCGCUACGGCAACUACACAUGCGUCGCCACCAACAAGAUGGGGACAGCCAACGCCAGCGUGUCUCUCGCUCCACCUCACACUGCCCCCUAUGGGAGCACUGGAAGCUCAGACGCCCCACUGGCCUGUCGGUACCUGGUCCUGGCCCUGUCGUCCUUCAUCAGCGUCUACUAACGGGACCCAAACACACAACAAUGACUGUCCAGAGCAUUUAUCAAGCUUUUCUGACAUUUGCUGAUGGCUGGAGUCUAAUCUUGUAUGUUGAAAACAACCUGAUGGGGAAAUAAUCACUGUUAUUAUUUUCUUUUGUGAAUUUUAUGUCAUGUAAAUACUAUAUGAUGAUGUUUUAUUUUUUAUCGUCUUAAGUUUUUCUAGAAUGAGUUUUCACCUCCAUCCCAUCUACGUGUCAUAUGAACUUGCAAGAUCACAGACCUCUUUCACACAGAGGUGCUAAAUUUAACAUUACAUUUUUGCAUUACAGAAUUUACCCUACCAAUGUUGUAUUGAAUGUAUUAUGGCUUGUGGAACAAAGACUUAUAGAUUCCUAACAAUACCGAUUUUGAUUAUGAGGUGUGCUUAAAAUUGUAUUACAAAAAAAAACACAAAAAAAUGAAAAGAACAAAAUGUGGCGGGGGAUUUCGGGGGACCUGUGUUGUCUUAUAUAGAUGGAUGCAGUGUUGAAGUUGUCGUAUUCUACAAAAUGGGUCCUUAUGAGUUACUCUACCUGCCGAACAGCUUUGAUCAGGCAGCCGUCGAAGUAGCAAAGUAUAAUGUAUUGUAUCUUUAUAUUUUACUAUAGUGUAGGCUUUGUUUGUCAAGUGGGACCAGCUUUUCUCAUUCAAACAACAUUAACUCAUGAUUCUGUACAGUAUAA
Molecule: messenger RNA, 1912 nt
Organism: Boleophthalmus pectinirostris (great blue-spotted mudskipper)
Lineage: Eukaryota; Metazoa; Chordata; Actinopteri; Gobiiformes; Gobiidae
Gene: negr1
Product: neuronal growth regulator 1
Exons: 7
Coding region: 175-1212 (345 amino acids)
Source: RefSeq, a predicted model, not a curated record